Messenger RNA from Chrysochloris asiatica (Cape golden mole), 1115 nucleotides. RefSeq names its product katanin p60 subunit A-like 1 (gene KATNAL1). Lineage: Eukaryota; Metazoa; Chordata; Mammalia; Afrosoricida; Chrysochloridae. Gene Ontology annotation, biological process: microtubule severing. The record is from RefSeq and is a predicted model, not a curated record. The transcript is spliced from 8 exons. Gene Ontology annotation, molecular function: ATP hydrolysis activity; ATP binding. Gene Ontology annotation, cellular component: microtubule cytoskeleton. The coding region runs from base 96 to 1115 and encodes 339 amino acids.
AAAGCAAAUCUGUCUUUGCCUUGAGGGGGCUCCAGGGUGGUCCUGGACCUGGGCUCUGUGCGCCGGGAAAGGGAAGUGGAGGUCUCUGAGAGAAGAUGAAUCUGGCGGAGAUUUGUGACAAUGCCAAGAAAGGAAGGGAAUAUGCACUUCUUGGGAAUUAUGACUCAUCCAUGGUCUACUACCAGGGGGUGAUACAGCAGAUUCAGCGGCACUGCCAGGCCGUCAGAGACCCGGCUGUCAAAGGCAAGUGGCAGCAGGUUCGGCAGGAAUUAUUGGAAGAAUACGAGCAAGUUAAAAGCAUUGUCAGCACUUUAGAAAGUUUUAAAAUUGACAAGCCCCCGGAUUUCCCUGUGUCCUAUCAAGACGAACCGUUCAGAGAUCCCGCUGUGUGGCCGCCUCCUGUUCCUGCUGAGCACAGAGCUCCACCUCAGAUAAGGCGUCCCAAUCGAGACAUAAGACCUCUGAGGAAAGAAAUGGCUGGAGUCGGAGCCCGGGGACCUGUGGGCCGAGCACAUCCUACAUCCAAGAGUGAAAAGCCGUCUUCCAGUAGAGACAAGGAUUACCGAGCCCGAGGAAGGGACGACAAGGGAAGGAAGAAUAUGCAAGAUGGCGCAAGUGAUGGAGAAAUUCCACACUUUGACAGUGCUGGGUACGACAAGGAUCUGGUGGAAGCUCUGGAGAGAGACAUUGUAUCGAGAAACCUAAGUAUUCAUUGGGCUGACAUUGCUGAUUUGGAAGAAGCGAAGAAGCUACUGAGGGAAGCCGUUGUUCUUCCUAUGUGGAUGCCUGACUUUUUCAAAGGGAUUCGAAGGCCUUGGAAGGGUGUACUGAUGGUCGGACCACCAGGCACUGGGAAGACCAUGCUGGCGAAAGCUGUUGCUACUGAGUGCGGCACAACAUUCUUCAACGUUUCCUCUUCUACGCUGACGUCUAAGUAUCGAGGUGAAUCUGAGAAGUUAGUUCGUCUGUUGUUUGAAAUGGCUAGAUUUUAUGCCCCCACCACGAUCUUCAUUGAUGAGAUCGAUUCUAUCUGCAGUCGAAGAGGGACUUCGGAUGAACAUGAGGCAAGCCGAAGAGUCAAGUCUGAACUGCUCAUUCAGAUGGAUGGUAAUUGA